CUCAUGAGGUGGAUAAAGUGGGAUGUAGGUGUUUUGGGGGUUCUGAAGAGGGACGGGUGCCUGGCAGAGGACAAGCUGCAGGGGAAUGGGGUAAAUUAUCACCUGGCGUCUGUUUUUCUGGAUGAGCUGAAGGGUGUUGGUUUGUUGAGGAAAGAGGUGGUUGAUGUGGUUUUUGGACCAUUUUUUACAAUUGUGAAGAGCAGCUUUAGCUACACCGUGCUUGCACGAGCUGAGCGCGCAGUCAAAGCGCAGUGUAAGGACCAGAUCUUUCUACUGGAGGUGAAGAGUUGUCUGUAUGAUGACCUUAUCAUAAUUGGGGGGGAGGAGGGGUGUAACGGAGUUUUGACCAAGAAGAAAAUAAAGAUGAAGAGAAAUUAUGCACAAUUACAUCUGGAGGUCGGUCAACCUAAUUUUCUAUGGGGCACGUGUAACACAUGUGGUUUUAAGUAUGCUCCAAGGGGAUGGUCUAGUAAGAGGAUUAUAGAUUCACAUGGAAAGGGAUGCAUUAUUAUGGUGCAAGAAGGUGAUCCUCCCUCCCAACAAAAUAAGGUUCGUGAGGUUAUGCAGAUGAUGGAAAUGGAGCUCGGGGAAGGGUGGAUAAUGGAAUAA
Messenger RNA from Striga asiatica, 609 nucleotides. The record is from the annotation of a GenBank genome assembly. NCBI's taxonomy places the organism in Eukaryota, Viridiplantae, Streptophyta, Magnoliopsida, Lamiales, Orobanchaceae.